AACACCACAAAUAGCAGAAACAGGUACAGGAGAGCUGUCAUCGAUCCUCAUGUCGUCCAUCUACUCAUCGUACUUCAUGAAGGAUUUGUGCCCCUCUGAAAACAUAACGGCAAGCUUCCACCCACACCCUCUCCGGCUGAAGGAUGCUCACGAAACGCCAUAUUAUUGUGUGGGAUGUAAGGAGAAAGGCUUUGGAAAGUGCUACCAGUGUGAAGAUCCUGAAAAUUGCGACUAUCAUCUUCAUCGGCAGUGCUGUGAUUUAUCCACGUUAUGCGAGAGUGGCUACUCCUCCUCCAUCAAAUUCCCAUUCCUGGAGAGUAAGAAAUGCGACUUUGUAUUUCAGAAGGAAGCCCCAGGAGCCAAUCAGAGAGGUUGUGAUGCAUGUGGGAGGGACGUGAAAGGGUGGUCUUACCAGUGUAAAAUGUGUGAAAAACCCCACUAUUUACACCCCUGUUGCGCCAAGCUUCCCAUCAACCUAAAAGGGGAGAACGGGAUUGUGCUUGAUCUUAAAGCCAAGACCUCAUCAAAGUGCCUAGAAUGCGGAAGUAAGAAUAUUUCCCAAGGACUCAGGGGCUGGUUCUACUCUUCCAACUGUGGGAAACACUGUUAUCAUGUUGGGUGUGUUAUGGACAUGGUUCUGAAGAAUUUGGAGAAGGGUGGUCAUGGGUGUGAUGAUGGUCGAUAUCUUAUCAAAGAAACUAGUGAUGAGAGGAAGAGUUGCAGCUGUGAAUCCUUGACAAGGGCUCAAAGCGGAGCUAUCACAAAGCGAAGUCGAAAGGUGGGGACGAUGAAGUUUAUAACGGAGGCAACAAUCAUUGUUCUCAACCUCAUUAUUUCUGCCAUAUUGGGGAUUCCGAUUACUAGUGCUUGUGUUGCUUUCUAUAACUUGUUUUAAUGCUUGUGUUUUGAUCCUCUACAAUUAGUUAGUUUUGUUUUAUUUUAUCUGGAUCGUUUCAUGCACAAGUAAUAUUGCUGUCCCUAUCCCUUUGCAAGAAAUAUUUUCUAUAGAAAAUGGGCUCUUUUCUUUUC
Vitis riparia (riverbank grape) is the source of this 1029-nucleotide messenger RNA. RefSeq lists its product as uncharacterized. Lineage: Eukaryota; Viridiplantae; Streptophyta; Magnoliopsida; Vitales; Vitaceae. The transcript is spliced from 2 exons. The coding region runs from base 50 to 895 and encodes 281 amino acids. The record is from RefSeq and is a predicted model, not a curated record.